GAAAACAAGCUGAUCCGAAUGGUUGUAAUCUCUACGAAGACGACAGGAUCAGGUACUAAUGUUAGAUUGGGCUGGGGGUUCUAUCCCAUCUCGUUUGUUUUGCUUUUGCUCAUUAAACUUGUCUAACAGUGUAUUAGACUUGUACGAUCUGUUGGGUUUGUCCAGAACAAAUUUCUGCAAACAUGCAAAACAAGAGGGGCGCCUGCCCGGUCAGGCUAUCUGGCCACAUCUCACAUUUUCUUCUUCGUUCAACCUCUCAGCUUACACAGGGAGUGACCGCUAUUUAUGAGCGAAGCGUGUAGAGACGGCAUCGAGCUUCGGUGCAAGGACGAUGGCUACUAACUCAUAUUGCAACGGCAACGACUUCCAAACCUUCUAUGGCCUAAAACCUCGGACCAGGGUUCGCAAUAUGCCACCACCCCCGCGUAUUUCGGUUGCACACCUGCCUCGAGAUACAGCCUCAGUCCUUCACAGGGCCACUACACCCAGAACGACCUCGGAGAAUUGCCCCAAAAUCACGCGGAAAAGCCCCGACUACUCCAGCUCUCCGAGUGGGGCGAUGAAAUGUCAAAUGACGAGCUCCCAGCAAGCUACAUCCGGUAUAUGAUAGAGUGGAAGUUCACGGUGAACAAACGGGUCAUAUCGCGGGGCACGAAAGAGGACGUAUCCCUGACUCCAAGUGCGUUCUGGCCACUGACUCUUGGGCGUAAGCUGGAGAAGUUAUUAGAAGGGAAGACCGCCCGUAAAGGAAGGGUAAGACCGGAUGACACCUCGAACGUGGUGUCGGUAAAUGAUCGCUCCCAACGCGACCUGACGAAGAGAUACGAUAAUCUCGACAUCGGUUGGACAACCGUGGAAAACCAACUGCUUCGGUGGGGUGAAGUGUUUAGUCGAGGCAAAAAUCUCAGGCUAAGCUUUACCUUCAACUAUAUUGAGGACGACCGUUUCUCCAGGACCACCUCAGGGAGAGUCGAGAAAAGAGGCAAGACAUCAGUCACGAAAAGGAUGCUCAACGAACGAGAUGCACAACUCGAUGCAGAGGAAAACGUGACUGGGCAGCAGUCGAUUUGGCGAGGGGUCUACAACUUGAUGCGUUGCCCUUCGCCAUCAUGUCAUCUUGGCCCACACUGCUGGCAAGAUCUACGCGGGAAAAAGCACUAUGCACUAAGGAGCCAUCAUCUAAAACGCCUUAUAGCCUUUGUGGAGAAGGGUGGCGCCUUGGGGUCUCAUGAUAACGUCCCUGAUUCCUUCUGUGAAGAACUAUAUAUGGAAGAGCAACAACGACUCGAAAGCCAGCAUACCAAGAACAACAUUAAUGCGUCACAACCUUGUCUCCAACCACAAGCGGAUAAGCCACCUAUAGUGCCGGAAACGCUUCCGCAAGCAAAUGGCCAAACACUGGAUUGCCUCGAUACACUAAGUUGCGAAAACAGUGUCCGGUUGUUGUACACUCUUGUUUUAAUAUUCUAGUCUAUAAUUGGAUGGAAUUAUCCUUAGUCAUUGAUAAUAAGUGAUCUGAUUGGUGUAAAUUAAUAUACUUAACCAUAUAUGGUUUGGUGGACCCACAGAAUUAGAAAAAGAGUGUGCAACACCCGGACACCGUUUUUGCAACUUAGUGUAUCGCUGGACCACGAGACGUGGCUGUCAGAGAACACAGCUUGUGGCAUGAAGCGAAUGUCAGUGACAAAUUGAAGCUCAAUUUCGGCAAGCAUGCGAGGUGGCAUUGGCAUAUGGCCUUGAUCUUGAGCUGAUCCACGAGGACCAAGAUCCGUCGUUCUUCGCCGACAAAGGAAUUAUGGUAGGUAUUGCACUCCGAUUCGUAAAAGACAUUGGUAGAUGGGCUAGACAUGUGAGGAAUGUUUUGCCAGUGGAAGAGAUUGCGCAGACCGCAAACUGAAUGCUUGAAAGGGCGUUAUUCUAGACACAGUUAGUAUUAUAGACUGAAUCGUUUCUGACGUGGUACGAAGUAUCUCCAACGUAUGUAUAUAUAAUCCAGGUGUCAUUAAAUCAAGUGGGCGUAGCCGUACACAGUAUAGCGAUCCGCAGGCAGAACAACACGCUGUUCUGCCAAGGUCUGGGAGGGGCUUGCAAUACAGGCCAUUCUGGGCCAAUUGGACGGGGGUG
Monascus purpureus is the source of this 2124-nucleotide messenger RNA. NCBI's taxonomy places the organism in Eukaryota, Fungi, Ascomycota, Eurotiomycetes, Eurotiales, Aspergillaceae. The record is from the annotation of a GenBank genome assembly.